Symbiodinium necroappetens is the source of this 171-nucleotide messenger RNA. The record is from the annotation of a GenBank genome assembly. Lineage: Eukaryota; Dinophyceae; Suessiales; Symbiodiniaceae.
GGCUCCUCCAUUACGCUCUUUACUCUUUGGGCCGUCUACAUCGCUUCGUCCAUCUGGAGGAAUUCGUCCGAAGAUGCGGAGGUCAUGGUGAUUCCGUGUGCCUUGCUGGCGGUCCUCGCUGUGAUUGGCGGUGUCGCCUUCGAGCUGUCGGGCAAGUUCCGGUAUGACCCG